Pygocentrus nattereri (red-bellied piranha) is the source of this 6757-nucleotide messenger RNA. RefSeq names its product cyclin-dependent kinase 14 (gene cdk14). The transcript has 14 exons. Bases 337 to 1605 code for a protein of 422 amino acids. Gene Ontology annotation, molecular function: cyclin binding; cyclin-dependent protein serine/threonine kinase activity; ATP binding. Gene Ontology annotation, biological process: protein phosphorylation. Lineage: Eukaryota; Metazoa; Chordata; Actinopteri; Characiformes; Serrasalmidae. The record is from RefSeq and is a predicted model, not a curated record. Gene Ontology annotation, cellular component: nucleus; cytosol; cytoplasm.
GGGGUCCUGAGGAGAGCACACACCAUACGCUGCGUCACGGUGUGUCCUCACAGCACCAGACCACUACGCACACACGCGCACGCACACACACACGCACUCACAUACGCACACCUGGAGAGAAAUGGCUGAGAAAUCUCUCCAGAACACCCCCCCAUCUCUCUCUGCCAGCGUUUAGUACAGUCUGUGGGUUGAGGGCGAGCAAGAGAGAUACAUAGAGGGAGAGAGAGAGAUGUUUUGAAUGCAGACUGGUUUGGCCUGGAUGCGUUUCUUCUGCGUGAGCUUCUUCAGGUGAGAUACAUCCAGAUAACAGACUGAAAUAAGAUAUGUGUCACAAAGAUGUCCACUCGCGGCUGCCAGGGAUCGGACUCGGUGAUCAAGCCCCUGGACACCAUCCCUGAGGACAGGAAGGUUCGAGUCCAGCGCACUCAGAGUGGCUUCGAGCCCUUCGAAAAGCCAGCCAGCCAAGUGAAGAGAGUGCACUCCGAGAACAAUGCCUGCAUCAACGCUAAGAGCUCGUCCGCGGGGAAGGAGUCUCCCAAACUGCGCCGUCACUCCAGCCCCAGCUCUCCAACCAGCCCCAAAUUUGGAAAGGCAGAUUCCUACGAGAAACUGGAGAAACUGGGAGAGGGUUCAUACGCCACUGUCUACAAAGGGAAGAGCAAGGUUAAUGGGAAGCUGGUGGCUCUAAAAGUGAUCCGCCUGCAGGAGGAGGAGGGGACCCCCUUCACCGCCAUCAGAGAGGCAUCUCUGCUGAAAGGCCUGAAACACACCAACAUUGUGCUGCUUCAUGACAUCAUACACACCAAGGAGACCCUCACGCUCGUCUUUGAGUAUGUGCACACAGAUCUGUGCCAGUACAUGGAUAAGCAUCCUGGCGGUCUCCAUCCAGACAAUGUCAGACUGUUCCUGUUCCAGCUGUUGCGUGGUCUGUCCUACAUCCAUCAGCGCUACAUCCUGCACCGCGACCUCAAACCCCAGAACCUGCUGAUCAGCGACAGCGGAGAGUUGAAACUCGCAGACUUUGGUCUGGCCCGCGCUAAGUCUGUCCCCAGCCACACGUACUCUAACGAAGUGGUCACUCUGUGGUACCGGCCACCAGACGUGCUACUGGGAUCCACCGACUACUCCACCUGUCUGGACAUGUGGGGAGUCGGUUGUAUCUUCAUUGAGAUGAUCCAGGGAGUAGCAGCGUUUCCAGGCACGAAGGAUAUCCAGGACCAACUGGAGAGGAUAUUCCUGGUAUUGGGGACUCCAUCAGAAGAGACCUGGCCAGGUGUUCACUCUCUCCCUCACUUCAAACCAGAUCGCUUUACUGUGUACAGCCCCAAGAAGCUGCGACAGGCCUGGAAUAAGUUGGGCUACAUUGAUCAUGCAGAAGAGCUCGCCUCCAGAUUUCUCCAGUGCUUCCCUAAGAAACGCCUCUCAGCCCAGGCGGCUCUGCAUCACGAAUACUUCAGCCAUCUACCAACCAGACUGUGGGAGCUCCCGGACAUGUCUCCGAUAUUCACAGUGCCGACUGUGAAGCUGCAACCUGAAUCAGGCGACUCCAUCCAGAUCUGCAGCAAAACCAACAGCAAAGGAGGGUCCAGCAGCAGCAGGCACUGACCAGCAGGGGAACAGCCAGGUCGUUGCUGGUGGUUAAUCAGGAUGAAGAGGAGGAGGAUGAAGAGGAGGAGGGCGACCCCUCAUACUCUCUUUAACUGAUUGACGUCUGAGCUGAUGUGACUGUGUGAGUGAGUGAGUUAGAGCGGAGCAUCAGCAGAUUCACUUUCAUUGAUUUUUAUUUGAGAAGUUCUGCAAUGUUUACACACCAUCAAUAACAACAUUGAAGGACUCCAAACUGAUACACACACGUCCAGUCUGUGUAGCUGCCUGUGGACGAAUGUACACUGUGCUGGAAUGGACACAAAACAUCACUCCCCUCCACCCACAGGAGUCUGAUCAGAUCAUGUUUAUAAACUCGUAAAAGACAAAUUACAAAAUUUUUUUCCCAGGUACAACCAGACAGCACUCAGAUCAAACAUUCAGUAAUAUUAAUAAUAAUAAUAAUAAUAAUAAUAAUAAUAACAGUAAAUGCUAAUUUAUACUUCUGCAUCUGCUUAUCUGUGAACGUGUCUAGUAGUCAUGUGCAGACGUUCUUACACGCGUCUACCAGCGUCCACCACUAAGUAUGGAUUUAAAAUCAUUUGAUAGUAUUUUUUUUAUGUAGCAUUACUGCUUCUUUUUUCUCUGUUCCAACUGAUCAGACAUAUGAAAAAAUAAAUCUUGUGAGAUAAUAGUAUUGCAAUAUUACAUUUUUGCCAUAUCGCCCACCUCUAAACAACAAUCAGUUCUUCAUUUCCAAUCAAACAGUAUUAAACAUAAUAUAAAAGCUCUUUAUACACCACAGUCGGUUCUGCUGAUUACAAUCAUCAACUGAUGCUGUUUGAGUAGAAACAGUCCAAAAAGGCUGAAAUAAAGUCUUAAGCCCUAUUUGAGCUGGAUUAGUUGUCAGAGGAGGUCUCUGGUGAUUCUGGUGAAGGUGAUUUGACUGGCCAAUUCAGACGGAAUACAGCAUCUCUGUUAUUUCCGCAAAUCACACCCAAUGGGCUAGCAUUAGGCUAGCAAAGUGAGUUCAUUCAACUCACCAAACGCAGCCCAACAGACAGAAAACACACUGCAUUCUGAGACGAGCUUCCAAAAUAUUUAAUUUUCUGUCUCUUUGUAAUUCAGCCAUCACUAAAACAUUGUGGAUUUCAGUCUUAUCCUUCAUUUGAGAAUUAAGGGUCAAAUCAAGCUCCAUGUUAGCUGUUAGCCUCGUCCUCAGGUCACAAAAAAAGAAAAGCGCUGGUUUCUAUGAAGCUGAAUUCGAAGAAUCCUAUUUACCAGCUUCUUUUCUAGUUGCACCUUAAAUGGUGCAGCAGUAAAGAGUACACCUUAUAAGGUGGAACAAGAAAAUUCCAAUAGGAAGCUGGCAAAUAGGAAGUUAAUUUCAGUUUCUACUACCCAAGUUUUCUUAUUACAUUACUGAGAUGUGGAUUCAAGCAAGACUGCUGCUACUGAGGAGCUCUGAGUUUGUGAGAAUUAAAGGAGGUGAUUCCCUCUGGAAUUUUUCCUUGGCAGACUGUAAAAACUACAGAUAUCAUCAGUAAUCACUCAUGAUGAUACUAAUCCAGCUUGAAUAAGGCUUACGGCUGUGUUCACGUUUCCAGGCUGAAGUGGCACAAAUCCGAUUUUUUCCUUAAUGUGACUCAGAUCUGAUUUUUUCAGAACUGUGUGGACACACACGUAUCAUUUCAAUCCAACCUGAGCCACUUUAGCUACAUACACAUUACAAGCCUUGUUACUCAAAUCUGAUGUUUUGCUCAGAUCUGAUCUCUCUAAUGUGGUUCACACUCAUUUUGGUAAGUGACUGAAAUCUAGUUAUUAAUCGGAAUGAACUGGCGUCCUGAAAUUAAAUUAAAAUCAUUGAUUACAGACGAACUCCCUCACUUUACUGCACGUCCCCAGAUAUUACUAAUCCAACUCCAAUAGGGCUUUAGUGAUUAAGGUGUAAAUGCUACAGAGCUGGUUAUGAGCGUGAAUGGAGUCUGUGAACUUCUUUUCUUCAGUACGGAGAUGUUUCUCCAUCACUUUCAUAUCAGCGUGAUUAGAUUAUUGGACAGUGUGUGUACAUGAGUGACAUCAAUAUGACAUCUCUAAUCUAUAUAGAGGAAAGUUAUGUUUUUGUUAUGACUGCUUCAGACGGGAAAGAAUGAAAGACGGCUACGUUGUGGACAGAUACGUUGUGCAUGUUCACAGAAGUAUAAAUCAGACGUAAGAGAACUGAGGAGGAGCAUGAAGUCUGAUUGUUCAUACACACCUACUGCAGGGACAGAACUAAAGCAAUGAGCUCACACUCACAGCGUUAAUAGUCGCGGUAGUGCAGAUGUCUCGGUGUUCAUCUACAUGUGUGUUUAAGUGUGUUUGUUGAAUACAGGCAAUACACUUACGUUGGUGCUACCUGGCCAGAGGGGGACAGACUGAUGGUCACUUUAACCCUUACAAGUCUAAAGUUAUUACCCUCGCUAUGCUGUUUUGUAACUACUACACUGUAAAAAAAAAAAAAGCCGAAGUACAGAAUCCUCUUUAUGUCUUAAAAUCUGACAGGUCAAGAUGAAAUUUUUCACAAAUUUGUAUUACACAAGCUGAAUUAUCUUAGCUUACAGCAUCUUAUCUCCAGUUAGGAAAUUUUAACCUACCCAAUCAAAGUCGACAAUCAACUGUUGUGUCUGUUGCCUAGCAAUCGCCCAUAUACACACACACACAGCUGAAACGUAAACACAUUAUCAAAUUAAUGUUAAAAUGUGAGCUUCAGCUGCUGUUACUGAUGUAAAAAAGGUCAAACAGAACUAAAGUGUGAAACUGUAAGUAAUGAAUGCUGUUAGAGCACCCCCUGCUGUUUAUAAGAGCGUCGCCGCUCCUCAGUUUCAGUCUCCAUUUCCCAAACGCUUUAGCCGAGCGUGCUAAUGUUAUUCCUCCUAAUAAACAGACACACAUUCAGCUCCGUCUCCACAUUAUUCCACACCAUCACUGUAAUAUUUCAUCAUCAAUACUAACACAUGAAGAUAAUAAGAGGGACAGUGGAGUUCGAGUCUGCAGAGAUUUUUAAAGCACAGAGUUAGAAAAUAGAAACAUCUUAUCUGGAGUUAAUGAUUAGAUUAUGAAGUUAAGCACUGUCAUUCUGGAAUCAUCUACUGUCCUAAAUUCAGUCGUCACAGUGACUAAACAGAUCAGAUUUCAGAGAUGAGAAGUUUCUGUAAUAGAGUUCCAUUGUUUUAAGUUUAAAAAGUUAGGGGAGUGUUGGAAUGAACAGCAGGCAGAAAUGCACAAAAAUUGCACUUCGGCAAGAAAUAAACAUUGUAGCCUCUCGCUCAUUCUGCUUGUGGGUUCUUGUUCCGGUGAAAGUUCUCGAGGGGAACUAGAGCUUCACCAAGCUGCUGCUUUUGUUAGUUUGCUGCUUGUUGAUCUAUUCAUAGUUCUCCUGCGAGUCUUCUGUCCAGCGUCGUCUGCUGAAGCCUGAGCUUUAAAAGAUAUUUAAAAGCUGCAGAUGAACAAGAGCUAAAUUCACGGCUUCUAUCAGAGCGACACACAGCACUGCAGCCCUGCACUGCUACUGAUGGAGAAGUAAACAAUAAUUUAUCACAACUUUGGCAGCUGUUAGUUACAUCAUACCGAUUUGCUUCUGCAUUUUCCAUUAUUUCUGCUUUUCCUUAGCAAAAUGUCAAAAUCAAUACAUGAUAAAUUCUCUCUUCAACUUAGGAACACUAAUGCAGUCUGGACCGAAAGUGUAGAAUCUGCUCUUUCCAUGCAGCUUCUUUGCUUGUUUUGGUGAGACAAGAGUCAGAAACAGUUAAUUUAAAAUUACAGCAUGAUUUUCUUUUUGCUAGUGAUAACUGACACUUCUAAGGGUUAAAGACUGAGUUUCCUCAUCAAUACUGAUGGGUUUUUUGGGGAUUUUUUUUAUUUUGUGGCCCACAAUGAUCCCAAAAAUACUGGUACUGAUUCUAAAAGAGUGGAUGAACAGUGGAUGGUUUGAUCGUAUUCGCUGCUGUUACUGUCUCUUUUCAAACGAUGGGACAGUAAAAUGAGAAUAACUCCAGUGUGUGGCUUUAGGUUCCUCAUUCAUCUGAGUAAUACAGUAAUAAUGAACAUAGCAAUGAAAGGCUCUGUACUGUUUCUGGGUAAGAGAGCGUUCCUGAUUGGGGGUCGUUGACAGUGCACUAAUUCUCUAAUCUGGAAUGAAAUGAGUGUGGAGACACUUGAGGCAGGUUUGCUGUGUUUUUCUUGGAGAGGAAGUGAGGGAUGAAGAAUCUGAAGGGAGAAAAGUGGCUCUUCAGCACUGUGACAUCUGCGAAGUGAAGGGCAUCACGUUUGUACGAUCAUGACAGAAUAAAGGACGAAAUAAAUCCUAAUAAAGAAAUAAAUGUGUACGAAACUCCGCCUGCUGUGGGAGGGGCUUUAGGGCCUGUGGUCAGUCCCACAGUUCCCUGUAAUCGACCUGUUCAGGCUCCGCCCACAAAUGUGUACCUUCAUAGCUGCUGUUGCAAGGUUGGAGCUUCACAGAACGCUGGUAGAAAUUUAAUUCAGCUUAAUGAGAAACUGUAGAACAGACUCGGUUUAUAUCACAACACCUACAUUUAGAGUCAGUUAUUCAUUCAGUUUCUUUUUAGGUUAAAUGCUAUUUUUACCAGCGUUCUGUAAAGCUUGUCCAGGAUUACAACAGCAGCUAUGAAAGAAGACAUUUGUGGGCGGAGCCUGGACAGGACAGUCCUAUUCAUAUGUGAAUAUUUAAUCCUUUUGUAAUCUUUUGUUAUAAAGUGUCUUAGGCUGUACAUACAGAGGGGUAACAGUGUAAAUUGUAAUAGUGACGCUUCAGCUAUCUGCAUCCAGGGUCAGGAAUGUCCCCUUAAUAAACUCAUAUUACUGUAUACUCGUUAAGAAAAGGCUCAGUCCGGCCUGCAUCCUGCUGGACUGACCUCUCCGGCCGCCGUUUCAAAUAGCUUCACUCGCAUAUAUCUAUUUUUCUUUUUUGUAUGAUGCACUGAAAAAUUUUGACGAACAGUCUGAAAGUAUAGAAGUGUUACAGGUCACUUUAUAAACUCUGAAAACCUAGUAGGAUAGUUACUGCAUUAUUUGUUAUUACUUGUAUGUAAUGUUAUUAUGGAACAUGUAAUGUCCUUCUGUAAAUGUUGUUUAUUGUUGUUUUACCUGAAACAAAUAAAGUUUAUUAAUGCGU